Molecule: messenger RNA, 633 nt
Organism: Adineta steineri
Lineage: Eukaryota; Metazoa; Rotifera; Eurotatoria; Adinetida; Adinetidae
Source: the annotation of a GenBank genome assembly
AUGGAAAAUAUGGUUCUUAAUUUUAAUUAUCUUCGAGGAGAAAAAAUCAAAGUUAUGGCUCAUCCACCAUAUUCACCUGACCUUGCACCUUCAGAUUUUUGGUUGUUCAAUUAUCUGAAACGUGGUCUUGAUACAUACCCAGAUGUAACAAGCACAAGUUCAUCAUAUAUCGUAAGCCUUCCCUUCGUUACUAAUACAUGGAAUUGCAUCAAUGCUAGUUCAGUCAACAUUCCUAACAACAACACGGCAUUAUAUUUAAAAAAAAAUAUAACGAACAGUGCUUCGAAUAUGGGUAAUAUUACAGUUUAUCUCGAGUCGAAUGUUGACUUAACAAUCAGCAAUGCUCAAAAUAUUCUGAUCUUCGUUCAAUCAGGUGGAAUCGUUCAAAUUUCAAAUUGUCAAGAUAUGUUAGUGUAUCUCGAAUCAACAGCAAAGUUAACGCUUAGUAAUGGUGGAAAUAUCAUAGCAUAUAUGAAGUCAAAUGCUACGUUUACAGCUGAUAAUAUUAAAAAUGUUACUAUCUAUUAUGAAAACGGCGCUACUGGAAGUAUUACACACAGUACCAACGAAACAGCCAUUCUAUGUCCUUCAAUAACAUUUAGUUAUCCAAAUACUUCAUCUAUUCACUGUUAA